CGAGGCAGAAGGCCGCCCACCAAGAGCCAGGGUCUGGCGGAGGUUUCUUCCGUUAAAGGGAGUUUUUCCUCCCCCCGUCACUAAGUGCUGCUCAGGGAGGAUUUGUUGGUUUUCUCUAUUGUACUGUAAAGGUCUAGAGCCGACUGUGUAAAGUGCCCUGAGAUGGUUUGUUGUUGUGAUUUGGUGUUGUACAAAUAGAACUGAAUUGAACCCAACUGAGAUGGUUUAUCCCGGGAAAGUGGGCCUGGUUUGGAGUUGAGACCCACUCAGUGACAGUCCUCUUCUGUGCUGUUUUUCUUCUCAAGUAUUACUGAGAAACUAUUACUCUUUUGCGUUCUAGGUGGAGCGUGGUGGUCCGGGUCAGACUCGGUUUCCAGACAUUUACUGCGAGUUUGAGUCACUACAGGCUCAGGUGAGACAGGCCGCUCAGGAAUAUAUCAUCAGCCCGCAGGGCGGAGCCGUGCCGCUCGAGGUCAGGAACAUUGAGGUUGCCAGGUCUCUGGGGAUCCUGGACGAGGUGAACAGGAUGAAGGUGGUUCCUGGAGCAGCUUCUAGCUCAAGUCUGACCAAUAAAAAUGUCAGAUACAUGGAGAAUUCCAAGAUGCUGCCACCAUCAAAAAGAUUCAAAAUGGAGAACAGCGUUCCAGUUCACCAAAAUGGCAUUGAGGUGCCUAGAACAGGUGGCACUGCAGUGACCCCUGUGAACCCUACUCUGAAGCCCUGCUCGGUCUCCGUCUCCCCUCUGGUGAUUCCAAAUGGAUCCAAACUACUGACCACUACCGCCGACUCCAGCUCCAGGUCUCCUGGUUCCACCUCUGCAAAGAUGCCCUCCACACAGGCUCCGUCCCCUCCCACACCAAUGGCAGUGACCUCAGAUGAGGGUCACGGGGAGGGGCCUCUGCAGACUGUUGCUGAGUUGGAGCCUCUGUCAACAAGCCAAGAACAGGUCCUGAGCACCACUGACAUCACAGCCCAGAUGAAGGAGCUUGAGAAAACUCUGGGUUCAAGGUCUGAGACUACCACAGACACAAAGACACCCAAGUCUGGGUCUGUUCAGACACCAGAGUCCACCUCAAUCCAGACACCUGAGUCCAACACAGUCCAGACUCUGACCUCCUCUCAGAACCAGCAGAGGGACUUGUCCCAGUCUGACACCAGAGACACAUGUGUGGCAAAAGAGCUGCAAGAAGGACAGGAGAUCUACAUCCAGACCGAGGGGCUGACGGUCCAGCUUUCAGAGCCUGGAUCAGAUCGGAUCGUCAUUGUCAAUGGGCCAGAUGGGACCACUAUGCACAUCCAGACUCCAGAGGGGGUUCCCCUGGAGGCGGUCCAGGCCCUACUGGGCAUUGAAGCAUCAGAUGGAGCCAAAGCUCCUCAGUAAAGUGAGCAGGACCAGAACCUGACCUAAACUCCAUCGCAGCAACAGGAAGAGUCUGGAUUUUUAAGGUGGAAUUUAUAAUUUGGAAUGAGCGGCCAGGUACCGUAGACGGACCCUACCUGCAGCUGCAAGUUGUACACAUCCACACAGAUGAACACCAAAGAGCCGACUAACACCUGAACCCAUAAAACACCUGGACCUGUAACAGCCUUGAAAGACAGGUCAGCAUCACCUGUCUGUCUCUGUCCCACCUGUCCAGUCCCCCAGGACAAACGCAGUGUCAAGGCAUGGGUGUAAUGAGCACAGCAACCUGCAGAGGGCAGUAGUAGAACGUCAGAGUGCUGGUUUGUGGUUUCAGGUGUUCCUGUUAGCUCUGUUCAAGAUAUUUCAGAUUAACACAUGAGCACAGAAUGAACUUCUGUCACACCUUGAACCUGUUCUUAUCAAUCUGUCUGCAUAAUGUCUCAUUCUUUUGUUUCUUCAGACUGAACUUCCUGUUCAAAAACAAUUUGAAGACCUUCCACCAAACACCUGAUAUCUUUCUCGGAAAACAUCAAAACUAUUCAGAAAGCAGAGUGAGGCCUCCAUCUGCAGGCGAUUUUCAGGCUUCUCAUCAAUUCUAACAAUUUCCCAACAAAUCUAUUUUUAUUUUAUGGUGCUCAUAUUGAAUAUUUUUUCCUGAGUAAAACAUAUCCAGUCAUUAGGUUAUAAUCAACCUGACCAGGUAACAACACGGUUAAAUGUGUUGUUACCUGGUCAGUUUCAUGUCUGUUUCUGCAGCUAUCCAGAAAAUCCUGAACUCAAAUUCACAGAUUAAACAUCUAAACAUGAGUAACAUAGUUUACGAUUGAGGUAAGAAAAUUUCCUUAGUGUCCUCUUUGGGCUGUCAUACUCAGCAGUGCUGAACAGUCUUAUGACCUCAGUUCAGCUUAUUUGAUUGGUUUAUUCAGUUCUCACCUGUGCUGUUAUUGGCGUCUCGUCAGGUGGUCAUCUUCCUGCUGGUUUUUAAAGAAUCUGGAGUGACUGCAAAUUUGUAAACUUGUAUUUUUUGUUUCCAUGUUUGGACUUGUUUAACAUAUAAAGCGAUUAGUUGGCUGUUUAUAUGUAGAUAAAUAUUAAAAACAAAGUUCAAAAAAGUUGCACUAUUUUAUUACUUUUUAUAAAACUUUACAGGGAAACAUUUUCCAAACGUAAACUGAAUGUUUGUACUCGUGUGGUGGAAUGAGGAAAGGACGAACUGAAAACAGUUUGGAGGAAAUCAAACUUUGUCAUGUUGAUCGAGUGUUAAAUGCAUUGUGUUCCUCCAAUAAAUAAAUGUGACAAAAUCAAAUCACCAGUCGCUGUUCAA
Molecule: messenger RNA, 2726 nt
Organism: Monopterus albus (swamp eel)
Lineage: Eukaryota; Metazoa; Chordata; Actinopteri; Synbranchiformes; Synbranchidae
Product: mucin-5AC-like
Exons: 5
Coding region: 527-1381 (284 amino acids)
Source: RefSeq, a predicted model, not a curated record